Daldinia childiae is the source of this 1332-nucleotide messenger RNA. RefSeq names its product Trichodiene oxygenase. Gene Ontology annotation, molecular function: heme binding; iron ion binding; oxidoreductase activity, acting on paired donors, with incorporation or reduction of molecular oxygen. The coding region runs from base 1 to 1332 and encodes 443 amino acids. The record is from RefSeq and is a predicted model, not a curated record. The transcript has 5 exons. Lineage: Eukaryota; Fungi; Ascomycota; Sordariomycetes; Xylariales; Hypoxylaceae.
AUGCACAAUAAAUAUGGGCCUAUCGUUCGCAUAAGUCCUAACGAGACACACUGCAACGACGUGGAUUUUAUAGACGAAAUCUACGCUACAUCUAAUCGUAAACGGGAGAAACCACUACACUUUGUCCGCGGUUCAAUGUUUGGUGAAUGCGCGUUUGAUACUAUCGAUCACGAUCUACAUAAGAUUCGACGCACGGUAAUAGCUAAAUAUUUCACGCGGGGAAUGGUCAACCAAUCAGAGAAGGAUAUACAUCAGUUAACACAGACUCUCUGCAACAAGCUAUUGAUAUCACCUAACGAUCCGAUCGAUAUCAUUGAAGCUUAUAAUUGCUAUACUGCAGAUUCCAUAUGCUAUUACCUCUUUGGUGAAGGCUUCGGUUUUUUGAAUCAGAAGGGGUGGUCUUUAAACCUUCACCAUAACAUUCGUUCCGUAGGCAUAACCAGGUUUAUAUUCCGCUUCUUUCCUGUCUUUGCGAAGCUUUUAGAUCUUAGUUAUCAUUUUAUUAAUUAUGUCCUUCCCGAUGAUAUUAGAUUUCUUUUCCGAACGUUCAAGGUUGAGUUGCCAAAUCGUAUUCAAAACAUACGUACUGAGAUCGACUCGGGAAUUAUAAGAGACCGGCCUACUGUCUUUGGCUCCUUAUUACGGCUAGAACCCGAGCAGCGGAAACAUCUGAAUUUUACCGACGAAGCUGCAUUGAUCACCAAUGCUGCGUCGGGGACCACAACCUGGGCAUUAACCGUUAUUACGUAUCAUAUUCUAAACAAGCCAGAGAUACUAGCAAAUCUAACACAAGAGCUUAAUAAAAUCGUGGAUGACCCCCAGCACCUGCCUCCUCUUAGUCUGCUUGAAAGCCUUCCCUAUCUUGCAGGAGUUAUCCAAGAAGGUCUACGCCUUUCUUACGGUGCGGCGGGUCGCUCACCACGUGUUCCGAUUGAUGAAGAUCUAAUAUAUGGAGAAUGGAAGAAGAAACCAGUGAGCUAUGUCAUCCCUAGAGGCUACGCUAUUGGCAUGUCGUCUUUUAUUAUCCACCACAACGACGAUGUAUUCCCCAAUUCGCAUUCAUUCGUUCCCGAGAGGUGGCUUGACUCCAAAAGUAGAAAAAUACUGACUCGUCAUAUGUUUGCAUUUUCGAGAGGUGGUCGAAAUUGUUUGGGGAUGAACUUUGCAUUGUGUGAGCUUUAUAUGGCAGUGGCCGCACUCACGCUGCGUGUUUUCCCACGAAUGCAUCUUUUUCAAACGACGGAAGAAGAUGUAGCUUACGACUAUGACAUUUUCUCGCCCAUGCCAAAAGCUAGUAGCAAAGGUGUGCGAGUAGUUCUCACGGCUAUUUGA